GCUUUGGGGAGUGAUUUCGAAACGAUAAAAAUAUUGUGAUCCUUUUUGUGAAAAACUUUUGAUGCCAAAAUACGCACAAAAAAAGGAGAUGAUAACGAAGAUCGGAGGCGGUGCUAUGGUAGUUUUCCGGCAUCCUCCGCCGACGGCGAGCCUCAGGUGCUUCGCCGCAUCCUCGAACUCCAACCUCCUCCGUUCUGAGCUCGAUUGCCUCCACGUCGAGGCGGAGUCAACCCGUUCCAAAGCAAACAGUGCAAGGUUAAGACUUCUGCGACUGUCUGAGGCUGCGGAGAAUCUACGGAGACAAGCUGCUGUAAACAUUCAGACGGGGAAAGAGAAUGAUGCCAGAGAGUUGCUUGUUCAAAAGAAGAAGGUUAUGCAAGCCUUGGAGAAGGCCAAAGCUCGUAUCGAAGUUCUGGAUAAGCUUACAUCAAAGCUUCAUGAGGCAAUUUCUAUCAAGGAAUCACAGCUGGUUGGGAGUAUAUCUGUGGAUCUUGAAGUGGAUAGAGACGAUACUCCAGGCGUAGUUCACAUUGUAUCUCCAAAGCCUGAAUAUGUUCAAGACGAGAAUGCAGGAGACGACAGCAAAUCAGAGUUCAAUCUGGAUAUUGGAAAACGAAUUCAAGACGAGAAUGUCGGAUCUCAUGAACCAGAAGAUGUUUCGAGUAGUAGUAUCUUCACGGAAGUAUCCUCCUAUGAGACCUUCUUGAAAAAUUUAGACCAACAGCUAGAGAAAAUCGAAGAUGAACUGGUUACUAUUCUAAAUGUCUCAUCCUUAGUGCUCAAUCGUGAAGAAAAGCCCAAGAACCUAAAGGUCCAGCAGAUGACCGAAAUUCUUGAUGGUAUUCACAGUGUCAGAGAAAGAAUUGCGGAUAUCAUUUGUGCAGAGGCGAAGACCAACUAGUGUUCCAAGCCUUUAUAUUCAAUUUGCUACAUUCCAGGCGCCAGUUCUAAUCUUCUUGGUAAAAGUUGAACCUUGACCAAGCCAGUUUCGUGGUGGUUUCGCUGGGCUUAUGACCAAGGUUAUUCUAAAUGUUUAUUAACCGUUUUCUUCAUGGUAUUUAUACGUGAAAGUGAGUUAGGUGGCCUAAUUGUUGGUAUAUCAUAUAUAAGCUACAGCACAAUGGACAGAAUAAACCGAAAAAAGUUUGUGUGUACAUGAAGGGUUAGUAUUUUUUUUAUCUUUGUGUGCAGAAUGAGCAUAGUGAUUCCACGCAUAGUGUACAUAUCAUUGGUUGAUAUCCUUAAUAAAUGGGCAUUUGUGUCCUCUGCUACUUAUUUGUUUGGUAUUUCCAUAAAGUGAACAGAUUCUGGGCUUUAUUAACAUUCCUAUGUGGCUUUCCUGAUAUAGGUUACUCUUUAUCCGGUUCAUGCUUCCGUAUGAGUCAUCUGUUAUUUUAUCUACUUAUGUUGUUCCAGAUAGAAUCCAACUCAAUAGUGCAUGCUUAUGAUCCAUGAUCUUUUUUUUUUGUUACUUGUGUCAAUCUCUUUAUCUUAACCUCUUGUUGUGCUCCAGUGGCAGAUAUCAUUUGUGCUGAGUUAAUGAUCUUGGAAUGAAUAUGUCUUCUCCACAUUUCUUCAUUGUCCAAACAUCAGAAAGGUAAUGAAAGUAAUGCUUCUCUUGUUCCCCUAAGCUACUGAAGAUGUUGCUAUUAGUAUUUUCAAGGAACUUGUGGUCUAUGACUUGUGUGACUCCUACACCAUGAAUAAAGGAAAGUUUUUUUUA
Molecule: messenger RNA, 1723 nt
Organism: Tarenaya hassleriana
Lineage: Eukaryota; Viridiplantae; Streptophyta; Magnoliopsida; Brassicales; Cleomaceae
Exons: 4
Coding region: 62-901 (279 amino acids)
Source: RefSeq, a predicted model, not a curated record